This is a messenger RNA of Esox lucius (northern pike), 3569 nucleotides long. Its product is annotated as amyloid protein-binding protein 2. Lineage: Eukaryota; Metazoa; Chordata; Actinopteri; Esociformes; Esocidae. The transcript has 13 exons. Gene Ontology annotation, molecular function: protein binding. The coding region runs from base 295 to 2061 and encodes 588 amino acids. Gene Ontology annotation, biological process: intracellular protein transport. The record is from RefSeq and is a predicted model, not a curated record.
GAAAAAGGAUGCGGAGCUCAGUACUAGCGCUCAGUGAGUAUUGAGCUGUAUAAUAGUCGAGCUGUCCUACAGAUUGGGGUUGAGGGACCAACCAUGGUAAUUAUUAUGACAGUCCGUGUUUAUUUGUAUAAUUCCGCUAAAUCUUUAUAAAUAUAUAUAUGCAUAUAUAUUGCGAGCUGGAAGAAAAGGGGUAUAUGAGGAAUAGCAGAGAAAGUGUUUUUACCCCUGUUUGCUGUAGAGAAGGGCAGUAGGAAGUGAGUUGGAGGGGGUCUGCUGCUGAAGAAUCCAAACAAUAUGGCGGCGGUGGAGCUAGAAUGGAUCCCUGAAACCCUGUACAACACCGCUAUAUCUGCGGUUGUUGACAACUACAGCCGAUCGCGAGGGGACAUACGUUCCCUUCCUGAAAAUAUACAGUUUGAUGUAUACUACAAGCUCUACCAACAGGGGCGACUCUGCCAGCUGGGAGGGGAGUUCUGUGAACUGGAGGUCUUUGCCAAGGUCCUGCGAGCCUCUGACAAACGACAUCUGCUGCACCAUUGUUUCCAGGCGUUGAUGGACCAUGGCGUGAAGGUGUCCUCGGUGUUGGCCAACUCCUUCGGCCGGCGCUGCUCCUACAUCGCGGAGUCCAGUGCCCACGUCAAAGAGAAGGCCGUCCAGUUUGGCUUUGUUUUAGGUGGCUUCCUGUCUGAUGCGGGCUGGUACAGCGAUGCAGAGAAGGUGUUCCUGUCCUGCCUGCAGCUGUGCACGCUCCACGACGAGGUGCUGCAGUGGUACCGUGCUGUGGAGUGCUGCGUCAGGCUGCUCCACGUCCGUAAUGGGAACUGUAAAUACCACCUGGGAGAGGAGACCUUCAAGCUGGCCCAGGCCUACAUGGACAAACUAGCCAAACAUGGCCACCGGGCCAACAAAGCGGCCCUCUACGGAGAGCUGUGUGCCUUGCUCUUCGCCAAGAGUCACUACGAUGAGGCCUACAGGUGGUGCAUAGAAGCCAUGAAGGAGAUCACAGAGGGCCUGCCAGUCAGGGUGGUGGUGGACGUCCUCCGUCAAGCCUCCAAGGCCUGCGUGGUGAAGAGAGAGUUCAGGAAAGCUGAACAGCUGAUUAAACAUGCUGUCUUUCUGGCCCGGGAGCAUUUUGGACAUAAGCAUCCAAAAUACUCAGACACUCUGCUGGAUUAUGGAUUCUACUUACUCAACGUAGAUAACAUCUGCCAGUCAGUGGCCAUCUACCAGACGGCGCUGGACAUCCGACAGUCUGUGUUCGGCGGGAAGAACAUCCACGUGGCCACGGCCCACGAAGACCUGGCCUACUCCUCCUACGUCCACCAGUACAGCUCGGGGAAGUUUGACAAUGCUCUAUUCCACGCGGAACGUGCCAUUGACAUCAUAACUCACAUUCUCCCGGAGGACCAUCUGUUGCUGGCCUCCUCCAAGAGGGUCAAAGCUCUGAUUUUGGAGGAGAUCGCCAUUGACUGCCACAACAAGGAGACGGAGGAGCGUCUACUGCAGGAGGCCCAUGAUCUCCACCUGUCCUCCCUUCAGCUGGCCAAAAAAGCUUUCGGAGAGUUCAACGUCCAGACGGCCAAACACUAUGGGAACCUUGGACGUCUCUACCAGUCCAUGCGGAAGUUCAAGGAGGCGGAAGAGAUGCACAUCAAGGCCAUCCAGAUCAAGGAGCAGCUCCUGGGCCAGGAGGACUACGAAGUGGCUCUGUCGGUCGGCCACCUGGCCUCCCUAUACAACUACGACAUGAACCAGUAUGAUGACGCAGAGAGACUCUACCUCAGAUCCAUCGCCAUUGGCAAGAAACUUUUCGGUGAAGGCUACAGCGGUCUUGAGUAUGACUACCGGGGUCUGAUCAAGCUCUACAACUCUGUGGGGAACUAUGAGAAGGUGUUUGAGUACCACAACGUGCUGUCAAACUGGAACCGGCUGAGGGACCGACAGUUUGCCGUGGCUGAUGCCCUGGAGGAUGUCAACACGAGUCCCCAACAGACCCGGGAGGUGGUGCAGGCCUUCCUGCUGGCCCAGAGCCACGGGCCCCCGCGAUCUCUUCUGGGCUGACUGAUGGGGGGGAGGGGUGGGGGUGGAUGGAUGAACCAGAGGACUGACACACUGACCGGUGGAUGGAUCUGGGGUCGUUCCACCGAGUUGGUGCUUUCUUUUUGAGAAGUCUUGACAUCUUGGUCAAAUGUUUGCUUUGAUUUUUGUCCUACGAUAAUUUAAACAUGUUCGACUUCAUGAGAAAGAUUUUUCGCAUCUGAAGUUGAGUGGUUGAAUACACAAGGUUGGCUGUUUAGCUGUAAUUCCCGACAUAACCGAAAGUAUAAAUCAAAUGUGGAAUUUCUCCACGUAGUCUGUACUAAAAGGCAGUUAAUUUCAUAUACUGGGCUUUUAAAUUGCAAUAUUAUUGCACAAUUUCUACAUCCAAUAUCAAAAGCACUGUUUUCAUGGAACAACCUAUUUUCAGAUUGACCAACAAACCCACAAAUAACCCCUCCCAAGGAACUUCAUACACAUUUUAUUUCAAAUAGAAGUUAUGUAUGGGACAAAAUCUAAUAACGGCUGUCGAGUCACCUCUACCAGCAAGUCCUUCCCACAUGCAGUAGACAACGUUAAUGACACAGCAUGAUUUCCUCCUCCAACCUCUUCACAUCAAUCUAAGGGACUGAAUAUUUAUUUGACUUUUAGAAGAGAUUUGGAAUUUGCAAAAGGAGGGGAAAUAAUUUUGAGCCCUUUUGAAAAUCCCUUAGAUCCCUGUGGUUCUUAUUUUCUUUCUGACCGUUUGUUUUUCUCCAUCGCUUGCUGGGGCGUGUCCCUGUCGGGCUGGGGCGUGUCCCUGUCGGGCUGGGGCGUGUCCCUGUCGGGCUGGGGCGUGUCCCUGUCGGGCUGGGGCGUGUCCCUGUCGGGAACAAUUAUUCACUUUAUACAGAUGUGGCCAAAUAUUUGGAUACCCUUGCAUCUUUUUCUUAUCUUUUUUAACUUUUUCAUUUUAGAUAAUUGGUCAACUCACCAUGUUGUUGCCUUUUAAACUUUGCAUAAUUUCUCACUUUUUUUUUUUUUUAAAUAAAGAUUAAUGACAUGGACACAAUUCUAGAGCCCUGAGAGCUUUUACUUAAGUGUUUGAAAUAAAGUAAUAAGGGUUUCCUAUAUCAACAACCAAAUGAAGUGUUGAAUAAAAAAAACACUGCCUACAAUCAAUUAUGGGAGAGGUUUGAUAAUGUUGUGGGGUUGUCUCACUGCCUCUGGUACUGUGGGCCUUGAAUAUGUGCAAGACAACAUGCAAUUAAUAAUUUAGGAGACAUGUAAGGGUGUCAUGUAUUUGCUGUCACCUGUAGAUGGUAUACCUCCUAUGGGCCUUGGUCUGAAGAGGUGAUAUAGAUUGGGCAUAAUGGUCUAAGUGAAUGUAUGCAACCACAUACGUCAGGUUUUGGUCCCUCCCUCCACUCUGCCCUUUGUGAUUUAAUGUUUCCACCUUGUUUCUCCUCAAAAAAUGAAGUAAAAAAAAAAAGCCCUAAAAUAAUGUGUCUAUGUAUGUAAUAAAGGGGUUGUUUUUGACUUAUAUUGUGAAA